Rubroshorea leprosula is the source of this 1746-nucleotide messenger RNA. The record is from the annotation of a GenBank genome assembly. Lineage: Eukaryota; Viridiplantae; Streptophyta; Magnoliopsida; Malvales; Dipterocarpaceae.
CUCUUUUCUUUCUCUCACCCUCUUCAACCUCCGAAUCUCCAACGUACAGAACAGCCUCCUCUCUCAUAAUCUCGAUUAGCCUCGGAGCUUCGCGAUUCUUAUUCACUUUAUAGCGCUGGCAUCACGGGGUUCGCUCACAUACAUGCGCGGGGCUGUACGGGGUGCAGUUACAGAAUCGGGUUGAGGCGCAUGUUCGAGGAUGGCGACUUGGUUCAAAAUCCGGUUGCAUCAGACGGAAAUCGAACUGAGAUUAAGGAUUUGAGAGAUGAAGUAUAUGGAGGAAAAUGAGUCUUUUGAUCCAAAGCAUCAAGAUUUCUUCUGCUUCCCCCACGCCAAUUAUUUUGUUCUUUUAUAUUUUUUUAUCAUGAAUUGUAUAAUUUAAUCUGUGGAUUGGAAUUUUGUUUUUAGUUAAUUUUAUACCCUCAUCACUUCACAACUCACAACACACACACAACACAUAACAUGCAUUAUAAGUAAUGUCACUACAUGGUAUAACCAAUUUUAAGUUUGAGAAAUGAUAUAAUUACUCAAGGGGUGACAUUCUUACACUCAUAUGAUAUAUUGAGUAAUGUCACUACAUGGCGUAAGUAACAUUGAAUAAUCUAAGUUUAAGAGAUGAUAUAACCACUCAAGGGAUGGCAAGUUUGUAGAAUAAUCUACUGGUCUCUACGUUGUAGAUUGAGAACUUUGCCGUGGGAAAGAUGUUUGUAGAUAGUGGAAGGGUACAUGGUAUUCUAUGCUAUCACAUAUUUAGGAAGAGGAGACUUUAUGAGAUUUGGUUGCUGAAAUGCAAUGGACCAAUCUACAGAUUUAGCAACAUGUAGUCUCAGUUAAAGAGGUCAUUUCCUUGCUAGUUAUCUUGGGAUAUCUACUUCUCAUGUAGCCACAAUGUUGAGGUUUUGGUUGUUGACAAUGGCGGGGAUUGCAGUAUUUUCCUUGGCAAGUCUACCUUUAACUACAUAACAGGUAUAUUUUUCAAAUCUCAUUUGAAACUUAAUAUUUAUUUGGUAUCACCUUGGUUUUUGAGUUUUUCUGCCUUUCAUUUUGUUUUUCAUUUCAAACAGUUGUUUUGAGGGUUUUCCUGCAUAUUAUAUUUCAAACAGUUCGUUUCUUCUGUUUCUACUUCAGAAAAUAAAACGAAUGGAAAUUCAUUUUUGCUUUGGUUUUUCAAUAAAUUUAGCAAUUGACUUGUUUUCACAAUCAUUAGAGACUAAAAAGAUGUUUUCUGUCAAGAAGUUUGCACAAAAUGCAGUCAUCUUUUUAGAACUAUUAUAUAUUACAUCUUCUUUUACAUACUUUUUAUAUUUUAAGAAUGGUGUUUUGCAGUCCAUCCUGCAUGGACUGCAAACACCACAACCCCUUGAUCAGUGGGGCCAGUCCCUGGUUCCACAGUUCUCAUAAAGUUUAUUAUAAUAUCCUCUUAAAAAAAUCUGCUUUAAGUUUACAAUUUUGUACUUUUUAAUUUUAUUUUCAUGUUUUUUUCUUGAUUUUUAAUAAACUUUUUGCGGUGAUACCAAAUGAUUAGAAGUUUCAAAUGAAGUAACGAAAAAUAUGCCUUUUAUGGAGUUGAGGCAAAGGCAUGCUAAAGGAGAAUAUUGUAAGCGAUGCCAUCUUGAUGACACCACCUCAUGUUGUGGCAAUUUGACCAAGUGGUAUUCCCAUGACGACUAUGAGGAGAUACCCUCUUAGACGAGAUUAACGUGUUUGUUAGAUUUGUUAGAUUUGUUCGUCGUAUUUCUCAUCCAA